AUGGACGAACUCUGCGAAGAUGAAAGGGCCAUUGAACUAUCGUCUAUUGCUGCGAUAUAUCCAGAAAUCGUUAUAGAUCCCAGUGCCAAGUUCAAGGCCUCUCUUGAGCUUCCAGUCUCUCCCACAGUCCCUUUAAAAGUCCUUUUUCAGCGCCCAAAAUCAUCGCUUCCAACGCCUCCGACAUCUCUCGGCCCCGACGACAAUGAUACAGUGUCGCAGGUUGAUGCACAGGAAACUGCCCCCCUAUCCCUCUCACAUUUGCCACCCUUGAAAUUAGAUAUCCAACUUCCUGAUGGGUAUCCCUCGCUUGCAUCUCCUCAUUUCUCCAUCACGACAAACCCGGAUUGGCUACCGCCGUACAAAGUCGCCGAGUUUUUAACUGACGGCAAGAGAUUAUGGGAGGAAUGCGGAAAAGACUUUGUCGUUUUUACUUAUAUCGACCAUCUACAACAAUUAGCGGAGAGGGCAUUUGACCUUUGCGGAGAUCAUGAAGACACCGUCAUUUUUUCACGAGAUUUAAAGGUUGCACUUAUGGAUUUUAACAUUAAAUCUAAGCGGGAAAAGUUUGAGCAGGAAGGUUUCGAGUGUGGUGUUUGUUUAGAGCCUAAAAAAGGAGCAGUUUGCCAUCGGAUGUUGCUGUGUUCUCAUGUCUUCUGCAUCAGUUGUCUCCAGGGAUUUUAUAAUGCUUGCAUAAAAGAGGGGAAUGUCGAUAAUGUGAAGUGCUUGGCCCCAGGCUGCGGGAAAGAUCCAGUACCUGAACCCCAAGCUGAGGUUAUGGGAUAUGCAGAUCCGAGGAGCUAUAAGAAAAAGGAUCGAACUCUUAAUCCAAGUGAGCUGCUACAAAUUCCACUGGAUCAGGAAGUUGUACAGCGCUAUGUACAACUCAAAAGAAAGCGGAAGUUGGAGUCAGACAAAACAGUUGUCUACUGUCCUCGCCAAUGGUGUCAGGGAGCUGCUAGGUCUAAAAGAUAUCCGAAACGAGACGGCACAGUGGACGAAUUUGAAUUAUCGGAUGACGAGUAUGAUGAAACCAGACCUUCCCCAUUUGACCCGCUUGCACCAGAAGAACAACUCCCACCCAUGUCACAACGUCUGUCGAUAUGCGAGGAUUGUAGCUACGCAUUCUGUAGCGUCUGUAAAAAGGGUUGGCAUGGCGAGUUAGCUUUUUGCUAUCCGCGAAGAACUGCAGAGCUCUCCGCAGCGGACAAGGCCAGCGAAGAUUAUAUCAAAACGUACACUGCGCCCUGCCCAACCUGUGAAGCCCGCUGCCAGAAGGCAAUGGGUUGCAACCACAUGAUCUGCUUCAAAUGCAACACCCACUUCUGCUAUCUGUGUUCGAGCUGGCUUUUUGAAUCCAAUCCAUACAGCCAUUUUAACGACCCGGAUGGUGGUUGUUAUAUGCGACUUUGGGAGCUGGAAGAAGGCGAUGAUUCCAGACCUGCUCCACCGGACUGGGAUCGUGCAGCUGCUGAAAUGCAAGACAUGGACAGCGGUGAUGACGACAACGCCGAUGACCUUGAACGACAUCGAGGUAAUCGAGCACCCCCUCCCGUACCGGUGCCCCCGGGCAUCAAUGCAAACCAACAAAAUGGACGUCGCCCAGACGAUGCAGCUCGUGCUGCCGCUGCUGAACAACAGGUUCAGGCCCAAGCCAUCGCUGAGGCUCGCGGUCAGCAGCUUAAUCCACCCAAUCCCCAACCACCCAGACAGAUGGUAGGGCUGCAGCGGUUUCUGCAGCUGGUGCAGAAUGACCAGGAAGAUGGAUGGGAUAGUGAUGAGAUUUAUUUAUAA
Paracoccidioides brasiliensis Pb18 is the source of this 1791-nucleotide messenger RNA. Its product is annotated as RBR-type E3 ubiquitin transferase. The record is from RefSeq and is a predicted model, not a curated record. The transcript has 2 exons. Gene Ontology annotation, biological process: ubiquitin-dependent protein catabolic process; positive regulation of proteasomal ubiquitin-dependent protein catabolic process; protein polyubiquitination. The coding region runs from base 1 to 1791 and encodes 596 amino acids. Gene Ontology annotation, cellular component: ubiquitin ligase complex; cytoplasm. Gene Ontology annotation, molecular function: ubiquitin protein ligase activity; zinc ion binding; ubiquitin conjugating enzyme binding.